Molecule: messenger RNA, 750 nt
Organism: Alternaria alternata
Lineage: Eukaryota; Fungi; Ascomycota; Dothideomycetes; Pleosporales; Pleosporaceae
Exons: 1
Coding region: 153-536 (127 amino acids)
Source: RefSeq, a predicted model, not a curated record
CGAUUGGUCCACAAACCUUACAAGGAGUUGGCACCGAGCUCUCGAAGAGCUCAGUCGACACAGGAUGAUCUAGCUGUGUGUUAGUUUGCGACAGGAAGCUCAGUACUCCCCACAGGCAAUAUUCGCUUACCUCUCGAGCCCCGCUCAGAUGUAUGCUGCACAUUCGAGAACCUCUUGCGACUUCCGUAUCGACGAUGAUCAUGGGACGACACCUUCGACUUGCGGACAAACGUUUAGCAUUCCAAGCUCACGAUCGGACUGGCGCCCUUGCGGCGAUGCCAUGCGCUCCUCUACUUCUACCCAAGGCUGCAUCUGAGUUUUUUCCGGCCGAGAUCUUCAAGAAUAUCAUUGAACGCAUAUCUGGCUCGCAACUUCACGAGCUAUUCGCUUUACGCGGCACUUAUUGUUUCUAUCGCUCCAUCGCCACUGGUUUCAUCCGACCGUAUAUGAAUGCCAAGUUGAAACAUCUUCGAGUAUUCAUAACGAAAGUCUGUUUGAUAGCGCUUUUCGAGCACAUGUCCGUACCUCAGUGGUAAUGCUGCAUUGAAUGCGUUGCGUUCAUUAGCCUUGGGGGACACCACGACUAGGAAGAGCGCCUCCAUAUUGUGUAAUGAUCCUUUCGCAGGCUCACCUACGGAGGCCUUGUUGCAACUGUAACCUCCUCUACAUGACGAAGUUGGACGGACUUUUCGGUUCGUGGUCGUUGCCAACCUCCUUGAGCCCGUCCGUAGACCUCAUUGAGCCCUUCUU